UGAGCUCAGCAGGUAUUGGAAGGUGCCAUGGCUCUGUGAACAUGCACAGGUGGGGAGGCUGGGGUGGGGGCAGAGCAGGGGACAGUCCUGGAGCCAGCAGACAGGAGGAGGCAUCUCUACAGCACCCCAGGCUUGGAGACAGGGCUGGCUCACCUCAAAGGGGGCCAUGGGAGAGAGGAAGGUGGGCAUCAGGGCUGGCCUGCCCCGGCCCCAGGAAUACGUGGGAGUUGAGCUGCAUGAGGGGUGGCCAGCCUAGGGCAGGGCAGGAGCCACGGGGCGUCCGCUCCUCUCUGUGGGUUUCGGUGUGGGAGGAGGAAGGACAAGCUCCUCCUGGAAGCAAAGGGGCCUGAGGACCCAGGAGCAGAGUGACCUUGUGGGCAGGGCCGUCCCUGAGGCCUGCCACAUGCAGAGGACGUGGCCCCUGUGGCCAGCUUGGUGCCAGGAGCAGGUCCUGGGGGGUGGGGAGUAAGUCUCCCAGGGGCCGAGCUCCAUGAGUACACGUGGUGUGGACACUGGGCCUGCCACAGGGAGGCUGGUGUGGGCAGGAGGCUCCCUGGGAAGUGGAGAAGCGCUUUCUGUGAGCUUGUUCCAGGGCUCUGGUCAGCCCAGCCUGGGGUCUCAUGGCCACGCAGGUCAGCAGGAAGGGGAAGAUGCCCCAGCAAGGAGGCAGGAAGGCGGCCUCUGCCCGGCGCAUCAGUCUCGGAGGUGGGGGACCCAGGGUUUGUUCUCAGCAGGCCUCCUCUCCUCCUCUGCCUCACAGUCACCUCUGGGAUGGGAGAGGCGGUGUCUGCAGGGCCCUUCCCACAAAGUCUGUCCAUCUGCCCCUGCUGCUGCUGCAAGGGGCUACGGGUCCUCUGGCGACUCUGGACCCCCCGGAAAAGGGAGGCUUGAGCUGCCCACUGCACCCUUGACCCCUUCUGAGCCUCUCAGCAAAGUCCCAAUCCACCCUCCUCAGGAGGUCCCAGGGAUUUGCCCACAUGGGCACCCCAUGCCCUCAGCCAACCAACCCCACCAUGGCCCACACGCCUGCCCCUCCCUCUGUCUCCUUGGGGCCCCGCACACGUUGGCACAGAACAUCUCCCUGCUGGGUGACCUCUUCCCGCGAGCGGCCCAGGACAAGUGCAGCCUUCUGGGCAGACACAGGGAGCGGGCGUUCCCGAUUCACAGAGGACUCACCUCGGCGUACUACAGCAGCCUGGCAGAGCCCAGCCUGCGACAAGGGCCUCAUAUGCAUCUGUUGAGUACACCAGUGAAUCCCAAUCCCCUAGUUCGUUUUCUACCCCAGAGGCCCAACAACUGGGUGGGGUGGGGGAGGCAUUUCGCUGGACGCCGUGGAGACGCAGUAUCGUCCGGGAACCUGAGUCUCCGUAAACCCCGGGGUUGGACAGACCAGUGCCAGCAAGCUCCUUCACAGAGAGGAACUCAGACACGAAUCCCUGGAGACUCCUAGUUCUCAUACAGAGCUUGUUUUUUCACUUCCAUUUUCAAAGUCCGGAUUUUCACAGGUCUGCUUCUCCCGGGGGCCACGCCUGCAUUUCUGCGAACGAUCCCCAGCUGUCGCUAAUGAAACGCUCCUCCACUGAGAGGGAGCCCAGCCCCACUCAAGCCGGUCAGAGCUCAUCCGUAGGAGGCUGUGUGGGGGUCACGCCACCACAGGACGCAGAUCUGCCCGAAGCCUGUUUUAUUGCACUUAACUAAUUCCCAAGAUAAACCACUGGGAAUUUCCAUAUUUCCACUUCUGCUACCACCGGGAUGGAAAAGGCCUCUUCCCUCAGAUUCCCCCAAUCCCAAGAAUGCAAUUCCUUCACUAAUGCUGAGUGGAGACAUAGUCUCUACAAUCCAGAAGGCUGAGUGAGGUGGAAACGUCGGUGCAGCCUGCAGCUCACCUGGUUGUCACUCGUAGAUCGGCCUCGGAAAGCUCCAGGAAGUUGGUUUGGGAUGAGCCGGGCGUCCUGCACAGAUGGUGGGAGGGAGAGGAGGCCGGAGCUUCAGCCAGUGCAGCGCCAUGGCCCCUGUUCUGUGGUUCACUGGGGUGUGAGGCCUUCCUUGGGCUCAGAGAGGGGGCCUCCGAGUCCUCAUCCACAGAAGCCCUCUGUGCCACCAGCAGGGAACAGCCAGCAAAGAGCCUUCACCCUGAAGAUCCAGACGGAAUUCUUGGUUUCUACAGCUGCUCCCUGCCUCUCCCCACAGCCACGGGAAGGGGAGUUAACCGAGGCAGCCCCCACCCGAGACAGACCUGCACAGGGCCAAGAACUUGCCCUGUGGUAGGGCUGGGGGAGGAGCGGCUGGUGGACUUUCUGUGUCAAAGGCAGGUGUCACUUUCAGCUCAUUAAUUUCACUUCUCCAGGUUCUCAAUCCACCAAAAUGAGCUCUUUACAAAGGCCAGGACCUGCCCUUCUAGAGGACAGGCUCAUACUUCCCAAAGCUUCAGGACUUCGGGUCCUGUGGCUGCCCAUCCGUCAGCAGAACUGGGUGAGGCCAGGUGUGACAUCAGACAAGUCCCCCGCCUCUGGCAAUUCCUCAGCGGGGGGCAUGACCUACUGUGCAUUCCAGGGCUGCGGCACAUGUACUUACCCCUUAGCCUUGGACCACAAGCCUCCCCCAGCCCAAAAUGGAAUGGGGACAGCCUCUGCCACAGGGAGGGGCAGGUGGUGCCGUGUGAGGGGCGGUGGCACCCAGGGCUUUUCUCACAAGGAAAAGGAACCUCAAAGUGUUUCUCUCUGCACACUUUGCCUCCCUCAAAUGCGGGCUCCUUCCUCUCCCACCCGCAUCAGCAGCUGAGGCCCCAGAAGGGCCCACCUGUGUCCCGCCCACCAUGCGUGAGAUCGCUGAUUGCCUCCUGGGAUAGUGGCAGCGUGCUCGAGCCUCUCCGGACCGCAUCCCAGCUGUUAGAACCAGGAAGCCCCCGUCAGGCACCAAGACCCCCAGACGCUGGCCCGGGCUCCCCAUUUUCACUUGAUCCUCUCCGCCGUGUUUCUGUCUUCCUGGGGCUGCAGGCGUUUUGGUCAUGGCUGCAUCACACCAGAGUCUGCGUCCGUGGCCACGCAGCCUCCUCCUUUUCUCCGUGUCUUAAACUUCUUUCUGUUCCCUCUUAUCGGGACCUCCUGAUGCCAUCAGACGCCGCCCCACCAUGGUUCAGAACAAUCUUUCCAUCUCAAGAUCCUCAGUUCAAUCACAUCUGCAGAGACCCUUUUUUUCUGUGUAAAGUAGCAUUCACAGGUCCCAGGGAUUAGGAUCUGAUAUCUCUGGGGCCAGUACAGAUGGGUUUGAGAUUUGAUCAUGGAGAAAAGAAAUGACGGCAUUUAGCUCUAUAUCCUAGUCAACACGGAGCCGCGAGCAUGAUUGAGAAGAACGUCAAAGAUCAAGCAGUUUUGUAAAAGAGUAAAGCCCCUCCACUCUCCUAAACCCAGCCAAUUUCUCAAAAUUUGUGAGAGCGGCGUCCUCCCAGCAGCAAACACAAGGGACACGUGUGUGCACCCAGACCAGCACCUACCACUCUAGACAGUCCCCAGAGCGAGGCUUAGGACUGACGGCCGGAGAUGCAACCGUGGCCAGGGGCCCAGAGCUCAUUGAAACCUGCUCAGUCCAAGGCCUUAGGCUGAGCCUGACAUCGUGUCGUAUUGUGGAAACACUCGUUCCCUCAUUCAGCCGAAUGCUUUUUAAAGCGACUUUUUGGCUGGGCACGGUGGCUCGCGCCUGUCAACCCAGCACUUCGGGAGGCCGAGGUGGGAGGAUCAUUUGAGGUCAGGAGUGUGAGACCAGCCUGACCAAUAUGGUAAAACCCUGUCUCUACUAAAAUACAAAAAAAAAAAAAAA
Molecule: messenger RNA, 3816 nt
Organism: Homo sapiens (human)
Lineage: Eukaryota; Metazoa; Chordata; Mammalia; Primates; Hominidae
Exons: 2
Coding region: 491-1450 (319 amino acids)
Source: RefSeq, a predicted model, not a curated record